GAGUAAUUCACACAUGUGUGCAACCGACUGCAGUUCUGAAUUUCUUACCCACUUCAUUUUUGACUAGGCGACCAGCUUGACACCUGCGGCUGGCGCAAUCCUGCACAACAAGAUGAACAUGUUGCACUUCACAACUGCGCCCUGCCAGUAGUAACAGUCUUGCGGGCUUCCUCUGAACGCCCUCGCAAGCCCCGCUCGUGAACCAGUACCGGCGUCGCCAUGGCUACCUGUAACGCAUUAUAGUCGUUUCUUGUUUGAGACAAAGGGGAGUGGAGAGGAGCGAGGGAGUGCGCACAUCGGUCUUGCUCUGAAAUACAAGUCGUCAAAACCAUGGCAGCACAGGUUUCAGACGGACUGCUGUACUCCUUCACGCCAGGCACGCGCACAGGCACUCCUCCGAGUGCCACCUCUGGUUCUCCGCUCGUUAGUCCACGCCGGCUGCGCACCCCGUCAUCCGCGGGCGAUGGCUGCGGGAAUCCUGAAGACAGCACGGAUGCCCUUCAGCUCAGCCCUCGCUCCACAAGCAUCCUGAACCUCCCCGGCCGGCCUCCCGGCAUGGGUGGGGGCUUCGGCGGCGGCCUCGAGCGGCCGGCCACCAGCGGUGGGCUGGCCGACCGCGUCAACAGCGCCGGUCGGCAGAGCAUGUCCGGCCUCCCCUCAUCCAGCACCGUCAGCACCAGCAUGCCGUCGCUGCCACCGGGCGGAGGCGGCAGCAUGCGCAUGCGGCACAGCAUUGCCGGCAGCGGCCCCGGGCUUGGGCUGCCCAAGCUGGAUCUGCCACCCGCUAUGGGCGGGCCGGGCGGCGCCGGUGGUGGCGGUGGCGGCGGCGGCGGUAGCAGCAUGUUGGCAGGCGCAGGCCGGCGGCAGUCAGUUCCCGGGUCGGGCCUGGGGUCCGACAUGCUCUCCAUCUCCAUGGACCUGCCGCCCUUCCCGGGCACUGCAGCCGAUGGCACCGCCGGAAUCCCACAGGCCGGGCUGUCGCCACGGACGCUGCUGGCGCCCCUGCGGCCACCCACCGCGUCCACGCCGCUCAGCGCAGGACCGUUCGGCGGGCCCAGCGGCGCCGCCGGCGCCACCGCGGCGUUCCUUGAGGCCGCGGCGAGCAGCACUAGCACCGAUACGCCCCUCGGCAGCACUGGGCGGCGCCGCUCCAGUGUCAACGGCGGCAUCAUGGAGGCCGGCUCCAUGCCGCUCCUGACCGUGAACGACCUGGUCGCAACGCCGCCCCUGACCUCCGCAGUGUCGCACGGCGGCACCUGCACGCUCUCGCCGCGGCGCUCACAAAGCCUGUCAAUAGUGGGCGAUAGCGUUGGUAGCGGCGGAGCUGGGCUGGGCGGCGAGCGGGGCAGCGGCGGUGUGCUGGAACACAGCGCCAUCACCGCCGCCACGCUUCUGAGCGAGGUGAAUGACGACCUCCAGCGGGCGGCGGGGGCGCUGCAGGCACUGCACACGCCGGCCUGCAGGCCCCGCUCCGCGGCAUCGCCCGGCGGCGCAGCCGCCGCCGCCGCUGCUGCGGCUGCGGAGAUGACGACUUCGCAGCUGAGCGCCUUGUCCAGCUCGGCGCCGGAGCUGCACACCGAGCUGCGCAGCUCGCUGCGGCGCGCGUUCCAGGUCAUGCGGCAGGAGCUGGGCGGAGCAAGAGGCGGGGGCAGCGCCGGCGGCGGCGGGGGUGGCGGUGGCUCGGCGGCGGCGCGGCAGCUGAGCGGCUGCGUGCAUGAGUGCUGGGCGACGCUGGACGCUUUCCUGGAGGGCACUGCAGAGCUGACCAACAUGCUCGUGAAUGGGCUGCUGGCGACGCGGGCGGCAGCGGCGGCGGCUGGGUCUGGGGGCGGCGGCAGCAAGCAGCCGCAUCGCUCGGCCAGCCGUGUGGCUGAGAGCGAGCGGCUGGCGGACGCGCAGGAGGAGGCGGAGGGACUGCGGAACACAAAUUGCACCCUUCGGCGGCAGCUGGAGGAGAUGCGCGGCCGCCUGGCGGAGGCGGAGGUGUUGGCGGAGGCGGCUGAGGCGCGCGCCACCACAGCUGAGGCGCGUGCAGCCGCUAUAGAGGCGGAGCUGGCAGGCAGUGGCGGCGGCGCGGGUGGGGCCUCGGCAGGCCCACGGCCGCCAGGGGCCGCGCCCAUGGCGUCUCCGCCCACCUCUGAGCGAGCAGUUGGCGUAUCCCCAAGGCGGGGACUGCACGCACGGGACCGGCGGCCCGACUCAGCCAGCAGCAACGGCAGCGCCGGACCUGCGGGUGCCAGCGGCGGCGGCGCGGACGACGGGCCGUCUCCGUCGCCGCCUCAGAAGCUGUUUGACCGUGUGGGCACAGCGCAGCGGGGGCAGCACCGGGCCGAGGUGGUGAUUGAGGAGAACGACGAGGAGGAGGAGGACUGGGCCGUGUCGCCCUCCAGCCCCGAGGGGCGCCGCCGCAUGCUCACCAUGCACACAGCCUCGUUCGCGGAGUGGGUGCGAGAAACCAAUAGCCGGCGGCAACCUGGGCACCCAGGGCAGGGGCGGUGAGGCGGGAGAGGAGGCUGGAUAACCCUGCAUGCAGUGUUGGGUGGUGCUAGAUAGGGGGUGGGACUUGGCGAUGCGUGCCACAUGGGACGGGCGAGAGUGAGUUUGACUCCGCGGCGGGCAGAACGGCGGUGACGAGCACGAACGUCAAGGCAGCAGUGGCUGCGGAUCGUGGCGCAGAGAGGCAGUGGCGCCACAGCACCGGACGUGCACCGAAGGCAGUGAGCCGGCGGGCUAACGUGAGAGAGGUGACCACAGACUUAGAUACGGGUGCAAAAUUAGGCAGGGAGAUAAACGCACGCAGGGUUGAUGGAAGGUAUGCACAUGUUUCUUUUACAAACGAAGUGGGCGCCAAUCGAGUGAGUACAUAUUUGCGGUCAAUGGACCUAUACACCUUGCCAACGACACGACGUGUCACAAACGCAUUGGGCGAAGGCGGUCCCGUCACUGGAUGGGGCCGCUCCGUGCGGGUGGGGCGCGGUGCCUGGACGACGGGGGGGGGGGCUGAGGACCCAGGUUACCCUGGAGACCAGGAGCAGAUGAAAAGGCAGCGGACAAGUAAAUACGGUACAGAAAUACGAUGCGAAGAGGCAGCUGUGUGGCGGUGUGUGGUAGUAAGGCACGUAGGCCAGCGACAAUUGUACAGAGGCGGCGCAUAAGCCCGCGCGCUGGCGCGAAUCUCCAAUUGUGAUCAUGGAGGGAAGCGGAGGGGACCGUUUGGUUGCCGGCAUGUCCAGGCGCCAUGCUGCGCGACACGCCCGUACUUGGUGGCUGCUGCAGAGACACGUGUCCGAGACUUGUAAUGCGGCAUUGCG
Messenger RNA from Chlamydomonas reinhardtii, 3311 nucleotides. RefSeq lists its product as uncharacterized. NCBI's taxonomy places the organism in Eukaryota, Viridiplantae, Chlorophyta, Chlorophyceae, Chlamydomonadales, Chlamydomonadaceae. The coding region runs from base 331 to 2499 and encodes 722 amino acids. The transcript is spliced from 6 exons. The record is from RefSeq and is a predicted model, not a curated record.